Molecule: messenger RNA, 882 nt
Organism: Miscanthus lutarioriparius
Lineage: Eukaryota; Viridiplantae; Streptophyta; Magnoliopsida; Poales; Poaceae
Source: the annotation of a GenBank genome assembly
AUGACAUCUUUGUCAAAUUUGGAUUUGUCUUUCAAUAAUCUGCAAGGGGAAGUGCCAAAGGAAGGGAUUUUCAUAAAUUUGGUUAACCUGUCGAUCAUCGGAAAUAACAAGCUUUGUGGGGGAAUACCCCAGCUUUAUUUAGUUCCAUGCAAGAUAGAUUCUGUGAAAAAUAACAGAAGAAGGAAAUUGAAGUACCUUAAAAUAGCACUAGCGACAACCUUUGCAUUCUUAUUAUUAGCUAUUGUUAUUGCACUCGUUCACUUGAUCUACUGGAAGCAAACACGAAAGCAGAAGGGCGCAUUCGCAUCACCAAUGGUUGAGGAACAGUAUGAAAGAGUUUCUUAUCAUGCAUUAUCAAAUGGAGCCAAUGGAUUCUCAGAAGCCAAUUUGCUUGGUAAAGGGAGCUUUGGGACAGUAUAUAAAUGUGCUUUUCAAGGUGAGGGAACUGUUGUAGCUGUAAAGGUUUUUGACCUUCAGCAAUCAGGCUCUACUAAAAGUUUUGUAGCCGAAUGUGAGGCACUAAGAAGGGUGCGCCACCGCUGCCUCAUGAAGAUCAUCACAUGCUGCUCAAGCACCAAUGAACAAGGUCAUGAUUUCAAGGCAUUGGUUUUUGAGUUCAUGCCAAAUGGUAGCUUGAAUCGUUGGCUCCAUAUAGAAUCUGAGAUGGCCACUUUGGACAAUACUCUCAGCCUUGCACAAAGGCUAGAUAUUGUUGUUGAUAUCAUGGAUGCUCUGGACUAUCUUCAUAAUCAUUGCCAGCCACCAAUCAUCCAUUGUGAUCUCAAACCAAGCAACAUCCUUCUUGCAGAAGACAUGAGUGCCCGAGUUGGAGAUUUUGGCAUAGCUAGAGUCAUUUCAGAAAGUGAAAGUAAAAUUUUGUAA